Zootoca vivipara (common lizard) is the source of this 2353-nucleotide messenger RNA. RefSeq names its product cilia and flagella associated protein 99 (gene CFAP99). NCBI's taxonomy places the organism in Eukaryota, Metazoa, Chordata, Lepidosauria, Squamata, Lacertidae. The record is from RefSeq and is a predicted model, not a curated record.
UUUUCUCUCGCUCGGGACGGGGAAAGCGACACACUCUCUCUCUCUGCGGAAGGUGAGAGAAGCGGCGUCUCUCUCCAUCUCUCGGGUCGUCGUUCAGGAAUCUUGCGUGUGAAGAUGGCCAGCCAGCUGAAGCACAUUGAAAUUGUAGUCCAGCAGCUUAAUCGUUUCAAUCCUGAAAAUGAGAGUGUUGGGCAUUUCUUGGAUGAAACAGCUGCUAAAGCAUUCCAGGCUUUCAGUGUAACAGAUGAAACCUUUUUGAUGGCAACGUUAUCUGGCUGUAUAGAAUAUAAACCUCUGUUGGAUGUGGUGGUCAAUGCAUUUUAUACCAGAGAUGGAAAACAUUGCCUGUUGUCUGAUCAUAAUCUUUAUGCUGUUGUUUGUUAUUUGGCCACUUUUCAAUUGGAUGAACUUGGACUUCAGCAGUUCUCAAGAAUGGUCAAGGCAGCAGAUCCUGUUAAAAUAUGUAAGUUCCUCAGAUUUUUUUUCAAUGUUGUAAAUUUGCACACAUGGAUAAAAGAUGAAUGGAACCAGAUAUAUGAUUCUGCAUAUGUAAAAGAAAACUGGAUCGAACCAUUGCUAAGAUGGCAGCCCAAAGUGAAACAACUGAUUGAUCAGCUUGAUGACAAAUCUAUUAAAUUCACUGCUCCAGCGUCAGAGACAACUGAACCAAAGGCGUUUAACUUGACAGUCCCUAAUCCACGAGCUAUUACGGUUCCUGAGCUAAUUCCACAAGUAGAAAAAACGAAGCCUGUUCCUAAAAGUACUUAUAAACCCCAAAAACUGAAGCAGCGCCUAGAAGGAAUUAAACUAAAGAAUCGUCGCAAAGCAGAGGAACUGCUGCUGGACGCGAAUGUUAACCAGUUUGCUUGUGCAAUCCCCCAACCUGGAUGUCACUGUGGCGCUGGUUUAAUUCAGGCUGUUCCGGAGAGGUUUCAAGCUCAGAAGAUCAAAGGGGAGAUUGACAACGUACCUGUGAAACUAAACACAACAGCGAUCUUAAGAGAAGGUGUCCUUUACCAACGAAAAGUGGAGCAGGAACUUAAUAGGAUUGAACAGCUUUUACGAGGGGCUCGGGAUCCUUCUGAGUUUCUGGAAUGGCAAAAAGAAAAGUACGAGAGAGAUCUGAACCAAAAGCUGGCAGAUACAGAAUGCAAGAGGCUGCAAGGUCAGCUAAGCCACGAGGAGGCCAUUAUUGCACGUCAGAAUCGCAUUCAGGAAAACCAUAGAAUAGCUGAGCAGAAGAGAGAAGAGGGAGCGGAAAUGAGCCAGCAAGUUGCGGAAAGGCGCGUUCAAGAAAAGAAGGAAAAGGAAAAAAUGGUGCAGCAAGUGGUGGAAGGACGCAAAAAUGUGAAGCAAGCACGGAUGAAGCUCCAAAAAUACAAGCACCAAAUAGCUCAGGAAGUUGCUGAAGAAAGCCAGGAAAUCCUACUUCAGAGUUUGAAAGAAGAAGAAGAGAGAUUCAAAAAGAGAUAUGAACUGAUUCAACAAAUAAGAGCAAUAGAGUAUCUGCCUAUCCUGAAGCACAAAUUUGUUGACUUAACCCAGACUCCUAACCAUGGUGUUCUUGGUGAGAUGUCCAUAGUAGAACUGCAGGAACGCUUAGCCUUACUGAAACAAGCUCAGAAGAAGGCUGAAGAGGAGAAGAGGGAUCAGAUAAUCCAAGAAAAAUAUGCUAAGGAACAGCUUCUUUUGGACAAACUGGAGCAGAUCUCCAUGUUCAGAGACCAAUUUGGAAGAGCAGCUGCACUGAAACUGGAGGAAAAAAAAACCAAGCCUCCACUUCGCGAACGCAUUUUGAAAGAUCAACAAGUUUUAGAGCUAAAACAAAAGAUUAUGGAAAAAUCUAUGGAGCGUAAAAUGCUAGCUGAGAAAAUGCAGACUGCAUCCCUAAAGUACGAUGAAGGGUCAGUCACAUCUUGGAGGCCAAAGAAAAAAUCUCAGCGUGAGGAUCACUGGAAGAAGUUGGAAGAAAGUCAACAGCGGCAGUUCAAGGUGCUUCAACAUGGUUUUAUGGAAAGAGAAUUGACUCAGAAAAGGAUGGCCAAUGAGACUUUGAGAUACGGAAUCAAGGCUUGUAUAUUGCGCUCUUAAGUCGGACGAAGCUAUUUCUACGUUUAUUUCUGUUUAUGAGACGUUUAUUCUACUAGGUAUUUUAUACUGUAAGCUCGUUUUGGGUCACGGAAUCUCAGUAUUCUUUUUCAGGUGUUUCCUACCAUUACAAGAUUUCCCUCCCAUUGAUCUCAAAGGGAGAGAGAAUAAAUGCACUAAGGCUAUUGCACUCCCUCCCCAACCCCCCCCAACCCCCUGCUUCCUACUCCUGAAAGGUGUUGGGGGAACAGGAAGUCUCACCCAA